Molecule: messenger RNA, 750 nt
Organism: Sarcophilus harrisii (Tasmanian devil)
Lineage: Eukaryota; Metazoa; Chordata; Mammalia; Dasyuromorphia; Dasyuridae
Product: C-terminal-binding protein 2
Exons: 4
Molecular function (GO): NAD binding; oxidoreductase activity, acting on the CH-OH group of donors, NAD or NADP as acceptor
Source: RefSeq, a predicted model, not a curated record
CGCUCUUGUGCCCCCCCCCAGGCAUCCGCCCCCAAAUCAUGAACGGCCCCUUACACCCCCGGCCCCUGGUGGCGCUGCUGGACGGGCGGGACUGCACCGUGGAGAUGCCCAUCCUGAAGGACCUGGCCACCGUGGCCUUCUGUGACGCACAAUCCACGCAAGAGAUCCACGAGAAGGUGCUGAACGAAGCCGUGGGAGCCAUGAUGUACCACACCAUCACCCUCACCCGCGAGGACCUGGAGAAGUUCAAGGCGCUGCGCGUCAUCGUGCGCAUCGGCAGCGGCUACGACAACGUGGACAUCAAGGCGGCCGGGGAGCUCGGAAUCGCCGUCUGUAACAUCCCCUCGGCGGCUGUGGAGGAGACGGCCGACUCCACCAUCUGCCACAUCCUCAACCUCUACCGGCGGAACACGUGGCUGUACCAGGCGCUGCGGGAGGGCACGCGGGUGCAGAGCGUGGAGCAGAUCCGCGAGGUGGCCUCGGGGGCGGCACGCAUCCGCGGGGAGACGCUCGGCCUCAUCGGCUUCGGUCGCACCGGGCAGGCCGUCGCCGUCCGCGCCAAGGCCUUUGGCUUCAGUGUCAUAUUCUACGACCCCUACUUGCAGGACGGCAUCGAGCGCUCGCUGGGCGUGCAGCGGAUCUACACCCUGCAGGACCUGCUCUACCAGAGCGACUGCGUGUCCCUGCACUGCAACCUCAACGAGCACAACCACCACCUCAUCAAUGACUUCACCAUCAAGCAGGUGAGGG